Messenger RNA from Aureococcus anophagefferens, 891 nucleotides. RefSeq lists its product as hypothetical. Lineage: Eukaryota; Pelagophyceae; Pelagomonadales; Pelagomonadaceae. The transcript has a single exon. The record is from RefSeq and is a predicted model, not a curated record. The coding region runs from base 1 to 891 and encodes 296 amino acids. Gene Ontology annotation, biological process: response to cold.
AUGGAGGCCGACGCCUGCGGCCCGCUGCUGCGCUUCGCGUGCACGUCGACGUCCUGCGUCGCCGCCGAUGCCGUCGUGCUGCCCAUGGACUUUCUCAAGACGCGGCUGCAACUCCAAAACGAGCUAGUGCCACCGUCGGCGCCGAAGCUCGGCCCUCUGAGCAUGGCCGCCAAGGUCGCGCGCGUCGAGGGCCCGACGGCGUUCUGGUCGGGCCUGCCGGCGGCGGCCGCGCGGCAGGCGUCCUACGGCGGCCUGUGCUUCUUCGCGUAUCCCUACGUCCGCGACGCGCUCGCCGGCGACGCGGCCGCGCCGCUCUGGGCGCAGAUCUCCGCCGGCGCGCUCUCCGGCGGCGGCGCCGCGGCGCUCGCGAAUCCGACGGACGUCGUCAAGGUGCGGCUCCAGGCCGACGGCCGCCGCGUCCUCGAGGGCCGGCCCCGGCGCUACGCGUCCGCCGCGGCCGCGGCGGCGUCGGUUUUUCGCCGCGAGGGCGCGCGCGCGUUCCUCGGCGGCCUCGCGCCGAACGUCGCGCGCGCCGCGGCCGUGAACGGCGCCGGCAUCGCCGCCUACGACUCGUCGAAGCGCGUCGCCGGGACCUUCGUCGGCGAGGGCCGACCGGUCGCCGGGGUCCUCGUCGCCGCGCUGUGCGGCGGUCUCGCGACGGCCGCGGCGGGCUGCCCCUUCGACAUCGUCAAGACGCGGCUCAUGGCGCGGGGGGCCGACGACGCGGGCGCGUACCGAGGGCCCGCGGACUGCGUCGCGAGGACCGUGCGCGCGGAGGGCGUCCUCGCGCUCUACAAGGGGUUCCUGCCCGUCUACGGCCGCCAGGCGCCGUUCAACGUGCUGAACUACGUCCUCAUGGAGUGGCUCCUCGACGUCGCGCGGCGGCGUUAG